Molecule: messenger RNA, 8511 nt
Organism: Pygoscelis adeliae (Adelie penguin)
Lineage: Eukaryota; Metazoa; Chordata; Aves; Sphenisciformes; Spheniscidae
Gene: LRBA
Product: LPS-responsive vesicle trafficking, beach and anchor containing
Biological process (GO): intracellular protein localization
Cellular component (GO): membrane; cytosol
Molecular function (GO): protein kinase binding
Source: RefSeq, a predicted model, not a curated record
AUGGCGAGUGAAGACAAACAAGUUGUUCAGCCAACAGGUGAUGAUGGAGGAGGAGGAGGUAGUGGAGGAGGAGCGGUAAAAGAAGGAAAUGCUGCUGAAGGGGGAAGUGUGUUGCAGCCUUUGAAUCCAGGAGUCCCCAUCCGAGGGAUCAAGAUGAAAUUUGCUGUGCUGGCAGGACUGGUGGAAGUUGGUCAAGUGUCCAACAGAGACAUAGUCGACACUGUGUUUAAUCUGCUUGUUGGGGGCCAGUUUGACUUGGAAAUGAACUUUAUCAUCCAAGAAGGAGAGGGCAUCACCUGCAUGGUAGACUUGCUGGACAAGUGUGACAUCACCUGCCAGGCUGAAGUGUGGAGCAUGUUUACAGCAAUCUUGAAGAAAAGUAUACGCAAUCUACAAGCAUGCACAGAAGUGGGGCUCGUUGAACAAGUGCUCAAGAGGAUUGAUAAAGCUGACAACAUGACUGCAGAUCUCUUAGUGGAUAUGCUGGGUGUGUUGGCUAGCUAUAACUUGACAGUUCGAGAGCUAAAGUUAUUCUUCAGCAAGCUUCAAGGAGAAAAAGGGAGAUGGCCACCACAUGCUGGGAAGUUAUUGUCUGUGUUAAAACACAUGCCUCAGAAGUAUGGACCUGAUGCCUUCUUCAACUUUCCAGGAAAAAGUGCUGCAGCUAUUGCCUUACCUCCUAUAGCCAAGUGGCCGUACCAGAAUGGGUUUACUUUCCACACUUGGCUAAGAAUGGAUCCUGUAAAUAAUAUCAAUGUGGAUAAGGAUAAGCCUUACUUAUAUUGUUUUCGAACAAACAAAGGACUUGGUUAUUCUGCUCACUUUGUUGGAGGCUGCUUGAUUGUAACGUCCAUAAAAUCAAAGGGAAAAGGUUUCCAGCAUUGUGUAAAAUUUGAUUUCAAGCCACAAAAGUGGUAUAUGGUUACUAUAGUGCACAUCUACAACCGCUGGAAGAAUAGUGAACUUCGAUGUUAUGUGAAUGGAGAACUGGCAUCUUACGGAGAAAUAACAUGGUUUGUCAACACCAGUGAUACAUUUGACAAAUGUUUCCUGGGUUCUUCAGAAACAGCAGAUGCCAAUCGAGUAUUUUGUGGGCAAAUGACGUCCGUUUACCUUUUUAGUGAGGCUCUCAAUGCUGCUCAGAUCUUUGCCAUUUAUCAGCUUGGUCUGGGAUAUAAGGGAACAUUCAAAUUCAAGGCAGAAAGUGAUCUCUUCCUUGCUGAACAUCACAAAUUGUUGCUAUAUGAUGGCAAACUAUCCAGUGCUAUUGCUUUUAUGUACAAUCCAAGGGCUACAGAUGCACAGCUGUGUCUAGAGUCAUCCCCUAAGGAUAACCCUUCUAUUUUUGUUCAUUCACCACAUGCCCUCAUGCUGCAGGAUGUGAAAGCAGUCUUAACGCAUUCUAUCCAAAGUGCCCUGCACUCCAUUGGAGGGGUGCAGGUACUUUUCCCUCUCUUUGCACAGUUAGACUAUAGGCAAUAUUCAUCGGACCACGUUGACACGACUGUUUGUUCUACUUUAUUGGCUUUCAUCAUGGAGUUGUUGAAGAACUCCAUUGCUAUGCAAGAACAGAUGCUUUCCUGUAAGGGCUUCCUUGUGAUAGGAUAUAGCCUAGAAAAGUCUUCCAAAGCCCAUGUUACCCGAGCUGUACUAGAACUUUGCCUUGCCUUUUCAAAAUAUCUGAGCAACUUACACAAUGGGGUGCCCUUGCUGAAGCAGCUGUGUGAUCAUGUUCUCCUUAAUCCUGCAAUAUGGAUUCAUAUCCCAGCACAGGUUCAGCUGAUCCUGUACACUUACCUGUCUACUGAGUUCAUUGGCACUGUUAACAUAUAUGGUGCAAUCCGGCGGGUUGGGACAGUUCUUUUGGUCAUGCAUACCCUAAAGUAUUAUUACUGGGUAGUGAAUCCUCAGGAUCGCAGUGGUAUAACUCCCAAGGGCAUAGAUGGGCCACGGCCUACUCAAAAAGAGAUUUUAUCUCUGCGAGCAUUCUUGUUGAUGUUCAUUAAACAGCUAGUGAUGAAGGACUAUGGAAUAAAAGAAGAUGAAUUGCAGGCUAUCCUCAAUUAUCUGCUCACUAUACAUGAGGAUGACAAUCUAAUGGAUGUCUUGCAGUUGCUUGUUGCUCUGAUGUCAGAGCACCCCAGUUCUAUGAUCCCUGCUUUUGAUCAGAGGAAUGGAUUACAGGUUGUCUACAAGCUUUUAGCAUCUCAAAGUGAAGGCAUCAGGGUACAAGCUCUAAAAGUGAUGGGAUAUUUCUUAAAGCAUCUUGCUCCGAAGAGAAAAGCUGAAGUCAUGCUUGGACAUGGAUUGUUCUCUUUGUUGGCUGAAAGGCUGAUGCUUCAGACAAGCUUAAUCACCAUGACCACAUACAAUGUCCUAUUUGAGAUUCUGACUGAACAGAUUUGCACUCAAGUGAUACAUAAACAACAUCCUGACCCAGAUUCAACAGUGAAGAUACAAAAUCCUCAGAUUUUGAAGGUUAUUGCAAUCCUGCUACGUAAUUCUCCACAGUGUCCAGAAACUCUGGAGGUUCGGCGAGCCUUUCUCUCAGAUAUGAUUAAACUUUUUAAUAACAGCAGAGAAAAUAGAAGGAGUUUGUUGCAGUGCUCCGUCUGGCAGGAGUGGAUGCUUUCCCUUUGCUAUUUUAAUCCGAAGACUUCUGAGGAACAGAAGAUAACUGAGAUGGUGUAUACCAUAUUUCGAAUUUUGCUCUACCAUGCAAUCAAAUAUGAGUGGGGUGGCUGGCGUGUUUGGGUGGAUACACUGUCGAUCACACAUUCAAAGGUAACUUUUGAAAUGCACAAAGAGAGUCUUUCUCAAAUAUACAGGGAGUACCAAGGGAAAGGAGGUGAAGGGAGUGGAAUACCUUCUUCAACUCCAAUUAGAACAAUCUCUGGACUUAGCAAAGAAGCUGAAACCAAGGGAAAGCAACAAUGUUUGGAGUUAAAAGAAGAUGCUACUGCUCCUUCCUGCAUUAUUGAUGAUGAUAUGGAGUGCAGUACUGAAAAAAAAGAGACAAAUACCUCAACAGAUGGUGACCAACAAACUCAUUCAGUGUCUAAUCGUAGGGAGGAGUUAGAGGGGGAAGACAGGGAGACCACACAGGAUUUAAAAGCAGUGUCUCGUGUGGAAUUUUCUCCAGAACCAGAAGCAAUAAAGCCCAGUGUUUCAGAAAUUAGUACUGAAAUAGCAGAAGCAAUUGAAGAUUCUCUGAGCAAAGCUGAUGAGGUUGUGGAAGAAACAGUAGCUGUCACUGCUGCUUCUUUAGUGAUGCAAACUACUUUGGAAGGAGAAACUCCUUCAAGUCCAGAAAGACUGCAAAAAUCAACGGUAGAGGUGGAAGAUGAAGAUGACUUUGUUGAUUUGAAAGAGGAAAGUAGUACGCCUUUACCUUCAGAAGAGUUUGCAGAAAUGAACAAGGAACGUAGCUCUAAUGAAAGCCAAGUGACAAAGCAGGAAAAAGCAAUAGAGAAGCAACCUGAAUCUGUGCUUUUAAAAUCCAAAGAUACUGAAAGUGUGGAUAGGAAAAAACAAGAACUGACUUCUUUACCGGAAACAAGAACUGAAGAAAAUGCAAAUGCCCAUGUAUCAGAGCCUGCUGGAGCCUCUGACAAAAGAAUCGCCAAGCUUGAUGUUUCUAGUGUUGCCUCAGAUACAGAAAAACUGGAAUUGAAAGCUAACACAUGUCUAGAAGCACCUCUGCCCCCCAGAUCCAUACCUGAGACCUCAAGGAAGCAAGAUUCGUCAGGACAAGAGCUAGCUGCUACAUCAGAAGGGCAGAGAAGAGACUCUAGGUCAACUGUGUUCCGUAUUCCCGAGUUUAAGUGGUCACUGAUGCAUCAGCGCUUGCUCACAGACUUACUUUUUUCCAUAGAAACAGAUAUACAGAUGUGGAGAAGCCAUUCUACAAAAACUGUGAUGGACUUUGUGAAUAGCAGUGACAAUGUCAUAUUUGUGCACAACACAAUUCACCUCAUCUCUCAAGUGAUGGACAACAUGAUCAUGGCUUGUGGUGGUAUAUUGCCAUUGCUUUCUGCUGCCACAUCUGCUACUCAUGAAUUGGAGAAUAUUGAGCCAACUCAAGGACUUUCAGUAGAAGCAUCUUUAACGUUUCUCCAGAGAUUAAUCAACCUUGUGGAUGUGCUAAUUUUUGCAAGCUCUCUUGGUUUCACUGAAAUUGAGUCUGAGAAAAAUAUGUCAUCUGGAGGGAUUCUGAGGCAAUGUCUUCGUCUGGUAUGUGCGGUAGCAGUAAGAAAUUGCCUGGAGUGUCAACAGCAUGCACAGAUGAAGCCUAUUGGAGACAUUGGGAAGAACCAAAAAACAGUGCAGGGCUUUAUAGGAACAGGGAAGUCUGCAGCAAAGAGUCCAGUGGACAUUGUGACUGGUGGUAUUUCUCCAAUACGAGACCAUGACAGACUUCUGCAGGAUAUGGAUAUUAAUCGACUUCGAGCAGUAGUGUUCAGAGAUAUAGAGGAUAGUAAACAGGCUCAGUUUUUGGCUUUGGCUGUUGUGUAUUUUAUUUCUGUGCUCAUGGUUUCGAAAUACAGAGAUAUACUGGAACCGCAGAAUGAAAGACGACCACCAAACCAUAGCCAGCCAUUCAAGGAAUCAGAAAUUGAAAAUAAUGAAACUCCUGCUACAGAUGUGGAAACCCCGUCUGCUGCUCUUGGUGGUUCAGUCUCCACUGAAGGUUCAGAAAGUACAGCGUCUGUACGAAGAAGGGAUUCUGGUCUUGGGGAGGAACCAGCUUCAGGCCAAACGAACAGUUCCGGUACUGUUGCUGAAGCAGGACCUUUGUAUGUCAGUGCAGGUCCAGAUGCAAUCAGUGAAGUACUAUGCACGCUCUCAUUAGAAGUAAAUAAGUCUCAGGAGGGCAGAAGUGAGACAGGAACUGAGGAUAGUAAGCCUGCAAUUUCUGUGCCAGCUGCAAAAAAUGUCAAUGUAAAGGACAUCCUGAGAAGCUUGGUAAGCGCACCAGGUGAUGGGACUGCAGUGGACGCUGCUCUUCUGCCACCAACCUUCCUCGGAGUUCUUGGUGAUGGAGCUGCUGAGCAGCCUGUACAGUUCCAUUCCUUUGACAGGAGCGUUGUUGUACCACCGAAGAAAUCAACCAUUUCCUCUUCUACAGCUGCUAUGGGUAUUCCUACAAAUGCUGUCAGUGUGGUUUCUUCUUUAGAUUCAGCCCAAGCCCCGGAUUUGUCAGGAGAAUCUCCUGGAAGGGGAUCAUCUAGUUCAAAAUUGCCAUCUGUCCCUACAGUUUCUUCAGUGCCUGAGGAUUCUGCUUCAAAUAUGAGUAUUACAGACAGGCUUGAACAUGCUUUGGAAAAAGCUGCCCCACUUCUGAGAGAGAUUUUUGUGGAUUUUGCUCCCUUUCUUUCUCGGACUCUUUUGGGCAGCCAUGGGCAGGAGUUGCUGAUAGAAGGUCUUGUGUGCAUGAAAUCUAGCAGUUCAGUUGUGGAGCUGGUGAUGCUUCUUUGCUCUCAGGAGUGGCAGAACUCUAUACAAAAGAAUGCUGGCCUUGCCUUUAUUGAGCUUGUCAAUGAAGGAAGGUUGCUGAGUCAAACCAUGAAGGACCAUUUGGUAAGAGUGGCUAAUGAAGCAGAAUUUAUCUUGAGCAGGCAGAGAGCAGAGGAUAUUAACCGCCAUGCUGAAUUUGAGUCACUGUGUGCCCAGUAUUCUGCAGACAAACGGGAAGAAGAAAAAAUGUGUCAUCAUUUGAUAAUGGCAGCUAAGUACCGAGACCAAGUGACUGCAACUCAACUAAUACAGAAAAUUAUCAACAUUCUGACAGACAAGCAUGGAGCCUGGGGAAGCUCUGCACCAAGUCGUCCUCGUGAGUUCUGGCGCCUUGACUACUGGGAAGAUGACUUGCGGCGCCGGCGACGAUUUGUGCGUAACCCCCUUGGAUCGACACAUCCUGAAGCGACACUAAAAGCAGCCGGAGAACAUGCUCCUGAUGAGGAUAUACUUGUUAAAGGAAAGCAGUCCAUCAAGAGUCAAGUUUUAGGAAAUCAGAACUCAGAAAGUGAGAUGCUCUUGGAAGGCGACGACGAUAUCAUGUCAUUCAUGGAGGAAAGAGAAGUGGAGAACUUAACGGGUCCAGUUGCCCUAAGCACACCAGCUCAGCUUGUGGCACCCUCAGUAGUAGUGAAAGGCACUCUUUCUGAGGUGGAUGAAGAAGAUCCCAGUUUUAAGAAAAUCGACCCGAAGAUUCUGGCAUAUACAGAAGGACUCCAUGGAAAAUGGCUCUUUUCAGAGAUUCGAUCUAUCUUUUCCCGACGUUAUCUUUUGCAAAAUACAGCACUGGAGAUAUUCAUGGCAAAUAGAGUGGGUGUCAUGUUCAACUUCCCUGACCAAGCAACAGUAAAGAAAGUGGUUAACUGUCUGCCUCGGGUUGGUAUUGGUACUAUCUUUGGACUACCCCAGACCAGACGCAUUUCUUUGGCUAGUCCACGACAGAUUUUCAAAGCUUCCAAUAUGACCCAGCGAUGGCAACACCGAGAAAUUUCCAACUUUGAAUACCUGAUGUUUCUAAACACUAUAGCAGGUCGAACUUACAAUGAUUUAAAUCAGUAUCCUGUCUUCCCUUGGGUUAUCACCAACUAUGAAUCAGAGGAGUUGGACCUUACACUUCCUAGCAACUUCAGGGAUUUGUCAAAGCCUAUUGGAGCUUUGAACCCAAAGAGAGCAGCGUUCUUUGCCGAGAGAUAUGAAUCAUGGGAAGAUGAUCAGGUUCCAAAAUUUCACUAUGGCACACAUUAUUCAACUGCAAGUUUUGCACUCACGUGGUUAUUAAGAAUUGAACCCUUUACAACACUUUUCCUGAAUCUACAAGGUGGGAAGUUUGAUCAUGCAGAUAGAACUUUUUCUUCUAUUUCAAGAGCGUGGCGCAAUAGUCAGCGUGACACUUCUGAUAUCAAGGAAUUGAUUCCUGAAUUCUAUUACCUCCCAGAGAUAUUUGUCAACAGCAAUAAUUACAAUCUGGGAGUGAUGGAUGAUGGAACAAUUGUGUCUGAUGUUGAACUUCCACCAUGGGCCAAAACCCCAGAAGAAUUUGUUCGCAUAAACAGACUGGCAUUAGAAAGUGAGUUUGUUUCCUGCCAGCUUCACCAGUGGAUUGAUCUGAUUUUUGGCUACAAACAGCAAGGGCCAGAGGCUGUUAGGUCCCUGAAUGUAUUCUACUAUUUGACUUACGAAGGAGCUGUUAAUUUAAGUUCAAUAACGGAUUCCAUAUUGAGAGAGGCUGUUGAAGCUCAAAUACGAAGUUUUGGACAGACCCCUUCCCAACUGCUCAUAGAACCACAUCCUCCAAGAAGUUCUGCCAUGCAGGUGUAUCUCCUCCUGCAGAGUCCGUUGAUGUUCACAGACCAAGCUCAACAGGACGUUAUCAUGGUUCUAAAGUUCCCAUCUAACUCCCCUGUCACUCAUGUAGCAGCCAACACCCAGCCUGGUCUGGCCAAUCCUGCUGUGAUCACAGUUACUGCAAAUAGGCUAUUUGCUGUAAACAAGUGGCAUAAUCUUCCUGGUGCUGUACAAGACCAGCCUUACCAGCUGCCAGUGGAAAUCGAUCCUCUCAUAGCCAGCAAUACAGGUAUGCACAGAAGGCAAAUCACUGACCUUUUAGACCAAAGCAUUCAGGUACAUUCCCAGUGUUUUGUCAUCACCUCUGAUAAUCGUUACAUCUUGGUCUGUGGCUUCUGGGACAAGAGUUUCCGAGUUUAUUCUACCGACUCAGGUAAACUGAUACAAGUAAUAUUUGGUCACUGGGAUGUUGUAACCUGUCUUGCUCGUUCUGAGUCCUAUAUCGGAGGAAAUUGUUACAUUCUCUCAGGAUCGCGUGAUGCAACAUUGCUGCUCUGGUACUGGAAUGGCAAAACCAGUAUCAUUGGUGAUAACCCAAGAGCAAGUGAUUUUGCAACUCCUCGAGCUAUUUUGACAGGACAUGACUAUGAGAUCACCUGUGCUACCAUUUGUGCUGAACUUGGCCUGGUAAUAAGUGGUUCAAAAGAAGGACCAUGUCUCAUACAUUCUAUGAAUGGAGAUCUACUGAGGACAUUAGAAGGUCCUGAAACAUUAGAAGGUCCUGAAAACCGCCUGAGACCAAAACUUAUUCAAGCUUCAAGAGAAGGCCACUGUGUCAUAUAUUAUGAAAACGGACUCUUCUGUGUAUUCAGUGUGAAUGGGAGACUUCAAGCCACAAUGGAAACAGAUGAUAAGAUAAAGGCAAUUCAACUGAGUCGAGAUGGACAGUAUCUGCUUACAGGUGGAGACAAUGGAGUUGUCAUGGUGUGGCAGAUGUGGGACCUCAAGCAGCUUUUUGCCUACCCAGGGUGUGAUGCUGGAAUCCGAUCCAUGGCCCUGUCGUAUGACCAAAGGUGUAUAAUGACUGGCAUGGCAUCUGGGAGCAUAGUGGUUUUCUACAAUGAUUUCAAUCGUUGGCACCAUGAAUAUCAAACCAGAUACUGAUCUUCACAGAGACCAAGAUUAGCACUGAUGUGGGCAGCUGUUGUC